ACUGCAUCAUUGCACACAGAACAGUGUUAGAAGAAGCGUUCUUUCCUCUUAUUCAACACGGGACUUGCAUUAUGGCUUUAAUGAAACAACUCUUCAGUUUAUGCUUACUGCUUCUGCUUGUGGGUGGAAAUGCUGAUUAUUCAGAUACUGAAUAUGAAGAUCGGGGCGAUAUAGUAGAUAUUGAAUAUGAAGUUAUUGAUGAUGCAGAAGUUAUCAACUUAGAACUUGAAUUCGUGCCUACAUCAAUAGAUAACACCACAACUGACCAAGGUGCAUCUUCACCUGCACCAGGUGCAUCUUCACCUGCACCAGGUGCAUCUUCACCUGCACCAGGUGCAUCUUCACCUGCACCAGGUUCAUCUUCACCUGCACCAGAUCUGUGUGCCUCGGACACUUGUCCUUCAGACAGCACUUGUCAAGAACUCGUGAGUGAUUACACAUGUGUGUGUCGACCCGGACUGUUCUACGAUAGAGCGAAGAAUUCCUGUAAUCUAGCAAAGACUUUCCCAACCGAUAUAACACUGAAUAUGAAAUAUGAGCAAGAUAUGUCAGACAAGAACUCAGCAUUAUUCAAAGAAACAGCAAACAAAAUUCUUACUGCACUCAAAACUGUUUUCACGGAUCCUCAUUAUCUUGGAUCCACAGUGUUGAGGCUAAGGUCAGGCAGUGUGAUAGCAGAUGUAGAGAAUUUCUUCAGCCCCUCAUCAGUCGUUAAUGAAGACAUAGUAAAGAAAGAAUUAAACACAGCAAUUAAGGAUUCAAAGGACAAUGACCUUUUAUUCGGAGCUGAAGUCACAUAUAACUCUGUAUGCAGUACAGGAUUCUGUGAUGAUAAAAGCACAUCAUGUGAGCCUACUAACGGUCUAGCUACAUGCACUUGCAGGAAGGGAUAUAUCAAAAUAAUAGCAACACAACAGGCCUGCGUCUCUUGUCCCAGUGGUGAGAAAGAAGUGAAUUCGGAAAAGUGUACAGCGUGUUCUUUUGGAUACUCUGGUUUCAACUGUGAAGAAUCGUACCUCUUAAUUCUGGUUGUGGUCGCUUGUGUUUUGGGCAUACUUCUUCUUGGCACUCUCACAGGUGCUAUUGUCUUGUACACGAGGUCAAAGAAAACAACUAAAUCUUCAGAAAAACCCCUCACAAAUGGCAAUCUGGAGUUCACUAAACCUGCAGGAAUUCCCAGGAUCCCACGGGUUAACCCUAAUUCUGGCUGGCAACCAAACAAUCUGGAGAUGACAAACAGUGGAAGCAGAAGUGCCCUGGUGAUAAAGGAUCGCUCAGAGAACACAGCGAUGUGGAGCUAUGACUACCCUGAAGACACAAGGAGCCAGACACCUUCUAGAACAGGAUACGGACCCUCAGUAUCAAAUAAUGUCCCAAGGGCCACAAGAAACCCUUACUAUGAUGCAUAUGAUGACAACGUACGCAGAUACUAAUAUUACAACAAAACGGGCUUUAUCUAUUGAUUCUGCUUCAGUGAACACGUUUUGACGAUAUAGACAGACGUGAUUAAAAGCAUCGGUACAAAUAGGAAACAUUAUUAAAGUGUUAAGCCUUAACAUUAUCAGUUAAUAUGAAGCAAAGCAAUAAAGUAAACUAUAUG
Hemibagrus wyckioides is the source of this 1600-nucleotide messenger RNA. RefSeq names its product mucin 13b, cell surface associated (gene muc13b). The transcript has 21 exons. Lineage: Eukaryota; Metazoa; Chordata; Actinopteri; Siluriformes; Bagridae. The record is from RefSeq and is a predicted model, not a curated record. Gene Ontology annotation, biological process: cell-cell junction assembly. The coding region runs from base 72 to 1433 and encodes 453 amino acids.